GUACACAUGUGUUCUGCAUUGUGCUACAUUAAAAGUGACUCGACGCAAAAAUGGCUAAUAAUAUUCUUACAAGUGUAGGCAGCAACCUCUGCAGUAACCGACACUAUUUUGUGGGAGCUGCUUUAUUAGCAACGUCCAGCAUUGCUGCUUAUUCAACUUACAAGCUUUUAAGAUACGAUGAGAGCCGUGCCGACGUUGAAAAUAAGUAUGAAACUGAGAAACUUGUCAACGAGUAUUUAGUUUUUCACUACGGUGCACCGGAGGAAGUUCUACGCUACAGUUUCGGCCCUAGAGAUGCCCUCGACUUCCCUCGAAGAGUCGCAGACGAAGCACUACAGGCUCUUCUCACUACAGACAAGAGCACAAUCCCUAGCAGAGCUCUUGACAUUGGUUGUGCUGUUGGGAGGACAUCCUUUGAGCUGGCAAGAGAAUUCGAGCAGGUUGUUGGCAUUGAUUUCAGUCAUGCCUUCAUAGAUGCUUGUAAUCUUCUCAAGGACCAUGGUAACUUACAGUACUCUGUCACAGAUGAGGGCGAUCUAUGUACAGACCUGAAUGCAGUUGUGGAUUCAACAAUAGAUCGGAAAAGAUGUCACUUCCAGCAAGGCGACGCCUGUAACCUUCCCCUGGACCUGGGCCAGUUUGGUUGUGUGGUGGGAGCCAAUCUUAUAUGCAGAUUACCAGACCCAAUGGACUUCCUUAACAGAAUUCCAGGUCUAGUUGCUUCAGGGGGUUUACUAGUGCUCACAACGCCAGCUUCCUGGGACUCAGAAUUCACACCAAAGGCAAAAUGGCUUGGAGGCUACAAGGACAAAGAGGGCAAACCUGUGAACACCCUUGACUCAUUGAAGAGGAUACUAGGGCCUGAUUUCACCCUGAUGGACGACAGAGGACUCCCAAUGUUCAUCAGGGAAACUGCGAGGAAAAACCAAUGGACGGUGCCCCAACUCAGCGUUUGGAGACGGAAAUGAGGUCCAAAAUCAUGAUCGAGCUAAAAUUCCCCUCCCAUGAAUUGCUGUCGUGCUUUUCAGUAUUAAACAAGAUAAAUACCCGGCACAGUAUUGACUGUCAUCAUAUGAAGUCACUUUUGCAUACAGGCAAAUCUUAUAGGCAAAAUGUUUUAAUGAAUGGGGCCGUCUUCUGCUAAAUAGAAAUUAGGGUUUCUUUAGGUGUGUAAUUAUGAUUUGCUCAUAUUUCUAUGAAGGCAUAGCUUCAUUUCUGCUUGUUGCUUUAGAGGUAGCUAAUGCAGUAACUUUCAUGAUAAACUAUAAAUGAUUACUGAUAAACUGGCAAUAGAUUAGGAUUCAAUGUUUCCAAAUUGAACACCUUUAGCUGCAAACAGAAUAAAAGAGGGUGCCAGCAUUUUUAAAACUUUAAAAUAUGCUGAUACACAACAGGGCAGGCUAUUUUAUUGUACUUUUAAUCAGACAACUCCUGCAACGUAGCAUUCCCUUAGGCUUAAUACAGGACCCAUGUGGUUCCCAUAGGCAGUGAGUAAAUGUACAUUUUAAUGCUGUACUGAGCUUUGGGCAAGUUAUUCUCAUUAGACAUCUCUAUAAAGUAUCAAUUAAUUUGAUAUUGUAGGAAUUAUAAAAUACCCAAUCAAACUUCAGUAUUUUAUUAUGUGAAUUGUACAAGGAACAGUGAAAUCAGUAUAUCAAGACCGCUCAAGGGAAACAAGAAAAGUGGUUUUUGAUCAUGAUGAUGGCUAUGGCUUCUGUAGUGGGCGCUUGCUGGUGGGCGCUUGCUCUACAAUGCCUCACAAAUUCAAUGAUCUUGAUCAGUGUAUCAAAUUAAGAUUAUUUUCCAUUAUUCUUUAUUCGUAGGUGGUCUUUAUGUACAGGUUUUUUUAGUAUAUGUUUCAACGAGGAAGGAUAUUUGAAGGGAAACAAGAAAAUGUAGUCUUUAUAGACAAGUGGUCUUUCUAUACAGGUGGUUGCUAAAGCAGAUUUCACUGUACAUAGCGAUAAAGUAAAUUUCUGCAAAUAAUCAUAGAUAAUCAUCCACCCUAUAGUGGAAUCUUUGUGGUGGUAACAGUCUAUUUUUGUAGUUGAGUGUAGAUAUCUGAAGGGGGUUGAUGUUUGGGACAUCUUUAUAUUGGAAAGUCUCUGCCAACGGUACAAAAAUGGAGGUAUAUAGCAUUUCAAUGUAUUAUUUAUUAGUUUUUACACUAUGAUAGAUGCAUAAAUUAGUUCCAAUUCAUGAUAAUUAUGAAGAAUGUGAUAGUUGUCCAUGUUUAUUGUUCUCAAAUGUGAUUCAAUCACUUCUGUAUAGAUAUUCUUUUUUUGUGAUUAAAUGAAAAAUUAUGCAAAGUGAUGUUACUGUGUGUGUGAAUGUAA
Messenger RNA from Strongylocentrotus purpuratus (purple sea urchin), 2336 nucleotides. RefSeq lists its product as uncharacterized. Lineage: Eukaryota; Metazoa; Echinodermata; Echinoidea; Camarodonta; Strongylocentrotidae. Gene Ontology annotation, molecular function: S-adenosylmethionine-dependent methyltransferase activity. The transcript has 4 exons. The record is from RefSeq and is a predicted model, not a curated record. The coding region runs from base 51 to 968 and encodes 305 amino acids.